Molecule: messenger RNA, 3014 nt
Organism: Micropterus salmoides (largemouth bass)
Lineage: Eukaryota; Metazoa; Chordata; Actinopteri; Centrarchiformes; Centrarchidae
Gene: padi2
Product: peptidyl arginine deiminase, type II
Exons: 16
Coding region: 111-2141 (676 amino acids)
Cellular component (GO): cytoplasm
Molecular function (GO): calcium ion binding; protein-arginine deiminase activity
Source: RefSeq, a predicted model, not a curated record
CGCUUGUUACUCUCAGCCUACUUCAGUCUGCGAGACUAUUGCGUCGCUUCCUGACAGCGGAACAAUCGUAGGGCAUUUACUGCUUCGCAAACGGCGACAGGACUGCAGCCAUGGUUCAUUCCCGGACUCUCAGAGUAGAUUAUGACAAAACUACAAGUGUUUUAUGCGUGGUCGGUUCGGAACUUAAUGUGAACCUGAACAGGAGUGCCCCACCAAACUCCAAGUUCUUCUCUGUGAAGUGCACUCCCAAUGUUCAGUACAGCAUCAGCCCGAAGCCACGGGAGACGCUCAUCCUCUCUCCCACCCCCCUCGAUGGAAAAUCAGUACUACUCAUCAGCAUGAGCAGUGCCAGUCAAAAUGAGAAUGAUAGCAAGUUGUCUAUCCAGUACUAUGGGGUGAAUAAAGAGAUGUUGGGGAAAGCGAUCCUUCACCUCACAGCUGUUGAGAUCUCUCUGGAUGUGGAUGCUGACAGAGACGGUGUUGUGGAGAAAAACAACCCUAAUAAGGGAUCCUGGAAAUGGGGUCCUAAAGGGCAUGGAGCCAUCGUAUUGGUCAACUGUGACUCAGAGCGGACCUACUGGAAGCAGCCAGACAGCGAGGAGGACUUCAUCUCCAAAGUGUCAGAUCUGAAAGACAUGUCUGUCAUGGUGCUGCGGACCAAAGGCCCUGCUCAACUCCCAGAGGGCUACAAGCUCACAAUGCACAUCUCUCAGGGAGACGCAGAGAGUGUCAGAGUCUUCCAGUCCAAAUCCUCUGAAGUGUCGAAUAAUCCCCUGAAUAAACUCUUUGACUACUUUGUAAAGGACUAUCCACUGGUCCUGAGUAGUAAGGUCCUGUCACAGGAAGUGCCUUACCUCGGAGGUGUUGCAGAGAUGAACUUUUAUGUGGAGGGCCUCAGGUUUCCUGACAAAGACUUCGAUGGUCUUGUCAGCAUCAACCUCAGUCUGCUGGAGCCCAUCAGUGCAGGUGUCCCUGAGACGCCUAUUUUCACAGACAAAGUCGUGUUCAAAGUGGCUCCGUGGAUCAUGACACCAAACACCCUCCAGCCUGUGGAGGUGUUUGUCUGCAGCACAUCUGAUAACUACCAGUUCCUUAAAGUAAUGAGGAACCUUGUGGCAAAGAGUGGAUACAAGCUGAAGAUUUGCCAUAAGUAUCAGAAUAGAGGAGAUCGAUGGAUGCAGGAUGAGCUGGAGUUUGGCUACAUCGACUCACCUCAUCAACAGUUUCCUGUUGUUCUGGAUUCCCCUCGAGAUGGAAAACUCCAGGAUUUUCCAUAUGAUGAGCUACUGGGACCCGACUUUGGCUAUGUGACGAGGGUGGCCAAGAGAAAAGAUGUGAGCAGUCUGGACUCAUUCGGUAAUCUGGAGGUUAGUCCUCCCGUCACUGUGAAUGGAAAAAACUACCCCCUGGGCAGAAUCAUCAUUGGAGUGGCCUUCCCCACGGCAACUAAAGGACGGAACAUGACCAAAGUUGUACAAGACUUCUUGUGGGCUCAGAAGGUUCAGGAGCCCAUUGCCUUAUUUUCUGACUGGCUCUAUGUCGGCCACAUAGAUGAAUUCAUGACUUUUGUCCCUGCACCUGACAGAAAGGGCUUCCGCCUGCUGCUGGCCAGCCCAGACGCAAGCUACAAACUAUUCAGGGGUUUACAGAAGGACGGACACGGACAAGCAAAACUGUUUGAGGGUCUGAAAGAUGAAGAACCAAUCACCGUGGAUGAAAUACUUGAAGAUAGUAGUCUUCAAGAUGAAAAUAACUAUGUGCAGAGCUGCAUCGACUGGAAUAGGGAUGUACUGAAGAAAGAGCUGGGCCUGGAUGAUGAGGACAUCAUCGACCUGCCAAUACUCUUCAAGUUACUGGUAGAGGACGAGGGGGAGGCGUACAGAGCUGUGGCUUACUACCCUGACAUGGUGAACAUGAUUGUCUUGGGGAAAAACCUCGGCAUCCCGAAGCCCUUUGGGCCCAAGGUGAAUGGACGCUGUGUCCUGGAGGCUGAGAUGUGCUCCCUGAUGGAGGGCCUGGGUCUCAACUGCACGUUCAUUGAUGACUUUGCCACUUACCACAAACUACUGGGAGAGGUGCACUGUGGCUCCAACGUCCGCAGAGAACCAUUUCAAUUCAAGUGGUGGAACCUGGAGAUGUGAAUGAAAACUCUACAGCUGAUGGAGAUUGCUUUGACAGGCAGAAAGUUUGUUUGUUUAAGACAACAAUGGCACCAGGAGUGUGCUUGAGGUUGGAAGAGAUGUUUUUCUUGUUAAAGCCUUACAUUAUCGCUAUGUCUUUAAAUCACAAAAUGCUUAAAUUUCUUAUCAUUUUGGAAAUACAUGCCACUUCCAAACAAUGUUAGCCUCAUUUUCAUACCAACAUACUCUCACAUUACCCAUUUAUGUUAGAAGAUUUACCCCAGGGAUCAUGAUCUACUGUAUGCAUCUUUAUCUUUAUUAAACAUUUUUGUUGGUUUUAUUUACAAAAUGAUGAAAAGCAAUAUAUACAAACAAAUCUUUUGAACAAGGGCUUAAGCAGACUGUUGACAAGAACAGAAAAUACAAUCAUUUGAAUCGAGCACAUAGAAGAUUCACUUGCAAUCCUGCUGUGGUUUGGACCAGCUGUUGGCAUACAGUGCAAGCACAGUUAGAUGAAUGGUACCACAUAUGCUUUAAUAAUACAGAGCCAUAAGAGGGCGUACUUCAUCUACUCAAAGUCCAGAGGAAAAUCAUUUGAAAUGAUCCCAAAUCAAUUUUAAAGGCUGUAAUAUACAAAUGUGUUAUUAUUACAGAAAUUAAUUACAGUCCAAAUACUUUUUUUUUUUCUAUGCCAUUUUCCUGUAGCGUUAAAUGCAACAUGUUACUUUGUUCCAAGAAAAUUGUAGCUAUAAACAGCUUGAUGAUUACAGCUGUUUUGCAUUUGGUUCGGUGUCUUAACUCUUUUGUACUUUCACAAACUGUAAAUGCUGUCAUUAAUUUACUACAGACAAUAAAUCUCAUGUCCGCUUCAGUUGUAUCACUGAAAUAAAACAA